Epinephelus fuscoguttatus (brown-marbled grouper) is the source of this 7323-nucleotide messenger RNA. It is a transcript of the gene gjc1, whose product is annotated as gap junction protein gamma 1. Gene Ontology annotation, cellular component: connexin complex. The transcript has 3 exons. The coding region runs from base 912 to 2369 and encodes 485 amino acids. The record is from RefSeq and is a predicted model, not a curated record. NCBI's taxonomy places the organism in Eukaryota, Metazoa, Chordata, Actinopteri, Perciformes, Serranidae. Gene Ontology annotation, biological process: cell communication.
GAAUCACCAUAACAGAGGCUGUUGAAUCCACAUGUAUUGCACAUGCUGAAAGAACCAAGGCAGAUGUUUGUGGACCCAGGAUGUGUGACCUGUCGGGUGCGCGCACUGUCAAAGACGCGUACGCGCAACAUCCUGCUUUACUGCUCCCCUGCAAAGACGGGUCGCCACGCUUUCAGUCAGAGAAUCCAGCUGUCACUCAACGAGACCCCCGUUCAGCCAGUGUCAGGCUGUAUGUGGCACACGGCGGAAAAGCCCGGUCCCGAUAAAUACGAGACACCGCUGGAUGUAGGUGGACCUCCAGCGAUCAACAGAUCGGCAACUCCACUGUCCACUCCUCCUGCGAAGAAGGAAAGAUGAGGGACCCGAAAGACAAUACCGGAGCCAACUGGCACAUGUGAGCGAUAUUUAUUACCAAAUUCUCGAGCUAGUCACACAGAUAUGAGCACGCUAGCUCUCAAGAUUUGGUUGUAAUUAGCCGACGCAACUGCUCUUGGCAGCGGAGAAGGUUCAGCCCGUGCCAAAAUGAACAGACUAUUGUCUAGCAUCGCUGUAACGGAAUGGGCCCGCAGCAAUUUUGGCACCGGUUUUACGCAGCAGACCACAUAGUUCAAUCGACGUAGCUCGACUGAAGACAGAGUAGGGUGGCUGGCAUGGACAAAGAAUGCUUACACAUCUCGUAGUGAUGCUAUAAGAUAAAAAGACAUCAGUGAAACACCCUGCUGGUUCCCUCCCGAGAAGUGGAGCAGAUAAUCAACGGCGGGAUUCAAGUUUGGACCUCACCAAGUCCAAAACGACCUUCCCCUCCCCAAAACAGAAUCAUCUUACAUCUUAAAGCAUCUUCACAGACUCGCAUAGCGAGUCUGUGAGCAGGUGAGAGAGGGACACUGUCUGCCCCACUGUCCAGCGACACCAUGAGCUGGAGCUUCCUCACGCGGCUGCUGGAGGAGAUCCACAACCACUCCACCUUCGUGGGGAAGCUGUGGCUCACCGUGCUCAUCGUCUUCCGCAUCGUUCUCACUGCCGUUGGGGGAGAGUCCAUCUACUACGAUGAACAGAGCAAGUUUGUCUGCAACUCGGGCCAGCCGGGCUGCGAGAAUGUCUGCUAUGACGCCUUUGCCCCUCUAUCUCACGUUCGCUUCUGGGUCUUCCAAAUCAUCUUGGUGGCGAUGCCUUCUCUCAUGUACAUGGGCUAUGCUGUCAAUAAGAUCGCACGAUUGGAUGAAGCCAAAGGAGGAGGUGGUUCUGCUGCAGUUAGAACAGGAGGAGGGGGCUACACACACAGAAAACCCAGGAAGAUCUGCUUUGGAGCACGGCAGCAUCGGGGCAUUGAGGAGACUGAGGAGGACCAGGAGGAUGAUCCCAUGAUCUAUGAGGUACCAGAGAUUGAGCCCCCUAAAAGGCCACGGGAUCCACUGCAACCCACACCUAGACCCAAAAUCCGGCAUGAUGGGCGCAAGCGUAUAAGAGAUGAGGGGCUGAUGCGGGUUUAUGUUUUACAGUUGGUGACUCGUACACUGCUGGAAGCAGGCUUCCUUGCAGGCCAGUAUUUGCUGUAUGGGUUCCGUGUGAUGCCCGUGUUUGUGUGCUCGGGGAAACCUUGUCCCCAUAGUGUCGAUUGCUUUGUGUCACGGCCUACAGAGAAGACCAUCUUCCUGCGUAUCAUGUAUGGUGUCACUGUCCUCUGCCUCACGCUCAAUGUUUGGGAGAUGCUCCAUUUGGGGAUUGGUACCAUCUGUGACAUUCUCCGCCGUCGGCGCUGCCCACCUCAGGAGGACGAGUACCAGUUGGGAUUGCUUGGCACCAACGGGGGUGUGGAGGGCUCAGUAGGGGGGACAGGGCCAGAGGCAGGCUCUGAGGGAGGGGUGGGUGGAGACGGGGCUGCGGAUUACGUUGGUUACCCCUUCUCAUGGAACACCCCAUCAGCUCCACCUGGCUAUAACAUUGUGGUAAAGCCAGAGCAGAUGCCCUACACGGACCUAAGCAACGCUAAGAUGGCAUGCAAGCAGAACAGGGCAAAUAUUGCCCAAGAGGAGCAGCAGCAAUUCGGUAGCAAUGAGGAUAACUUUCCCACCGGAGGGGAGGCCCGUGUGGCUUUGAACAAAGACAUGAUCCAGCAAGCUCAUGAGCAACUGGAGGCGGCCAUCCAGGCAUACAGUCAGCAGCACCGGGCAGAAGAGCAGCUUGGAGACAACCAGGAUGACAAGCCCCAAAGUAACAUCAUCCAGGCCCAACCUCAGCCACAGCCUCAGCCCCAGAAAGAGCGCAAGCAUAGAUUCAAGCAUGGAAAAGGUGGCAGCAGUGGAGGAGGCAGCAGCAGCAACAGCAGCAGCAGCAAGUCAGGAGAGGGUAAGCCCUCUGUAUGGAUUUAACCCCAGAAACAGUGACGUGUAUUGAAACCAUGUAUAUAUUGGAAACUGGAUGACAAGUUGUUGCAAUCUUCCUUGGAUAUUUAAACACCACUGUGCCUUAAAGAAUCCUGCAAGCUGGAGAAGAUGUGUAUUUGUGUACUAAAGUGUGCAAAAGAAACGUGAUGUUGCAGCUGACAAUUUGUUUUGUCUGGGCUAUCACUGUUUAACUUGAAACAUCACACCAACACAAACUGUUGGCUACAGUCUGUCGUUUACAUGUCUCAUUCUCUUCAAGUCCUGAAGCAGAUUAUUGACCUCUGUUGUCUUCCCGUUUAUCCUUUAUGAGGGGUUUGAACUUCGGAAAAUUACUGAAUGAUAAUGAGUUCUGUUGCAAAUCAGAUUGAUCCCAGAUUUGGCUUAGCUCAUUUUCUGGCCGCUCCUCUGCAUAGACAGCGUCUAUAUAAAUACAUUGGCAUCCUAAUUCUUUUGACAUCAGACUGAAGUAUAAUCACAGUACAGAGGCAAAGGGAUGCCAGGUCAUUACUACGUUCUGGCAGGCUAAAGCUAUGUUUCCAUACUGCAAUGGCAUUAUCAAGAAUCACAUCAUAACAAUGCAAAAUGCAAUAAAAUGAAACAUAAUUCAGUGGCAGCACCUAAAGCAGUGACGUGAUAAUCCAGUGAGAGCAUCACCUUCCUGAAGGCUGUAUCCUGUCAGUCAUGUUCUGUGUCUGCUUUCUCUCCAAUGUGGAUCACAGUGUUAUGUUGCUGUGACUUUGCAUUUGACAGUGUGUUUGUAUAUGUCUCCUGUUCUUUUCUUUUUUUUUAAUAUAUAUAUAACUGUGCUACACUAUCUGCUGCUUGAAAAAUGACGAGUAUAGCAGGUGGAUCUGAAAUUUCCUGAGAGAAAAAAAACGUUCUUUUUUAUAAAGGUGCACAUGCAAUCCAGUUUUUAUACCUUUCUCUUCACUUCUCAGUUUCUCUUCCUGGCUCUUCAUGGCUAUUGAAUAAGGCUGCUCAGCACUCCACUGGUGUCUCAUCUGCCUUGUAGUUGACUGCCCCCUGGUGGUAUCUUCUACUGGGCUUCCUUUAUUUGGAAGUAGAUACCAAUUGCCAAUGCUACCUGCAUCCAGCAACACCUUAACCAGCUGUAGUGUUCCUUUUCUAUUGACAAGCCUUGUGUCGGUUAAGUCUUCUCAGCGCUACAAGUUCAGUGUUAGAUGCACAAGGCUGCAAUAUCACCACGUUGUAAUGGAAAAGGUUUAAAGCCAUUACUAUAAUAUAGUGAGACCAAACACUGUUUGUGUGAUGCAAGUGUCAGUGCCAAGAUUUUAUGCUGGGCUGCCACGAAGCCUGGUUGUUUGUAGCUUUGGAAUACUGUGGCCAUGCUACUCCAGUUGUGGAAUAAUGCCUAUGUGAGACCAACCCUUUUGUAAAAGUCACUUGUUUUUUGUAUUACAGUACAUGUAUUGCUUUUCAGAGUGGGUUUUAAAUAGCAAACUCCAAAAUGGAGUCAAUUUUUGUGUUUGAGCCAGUGUUUCAUAUGAAAACACUUUUUUAAAGAACUGUUUUUGUAAAAUAAAGAAAAUGCAAGAUCUUUAAACAAUGAAUUAGUCGUAUGGAUAUUUAUGGUUAUUGUGUUUGAAAUUGCCUUCCAACUGUAAAAAUGUGAAAUAUGACAUAGUAUAUUUUUAUAAUAUGUCGGCUACAGUGACUUAUUGAUGUAAAGAAAAAAAGCCAGACUUGUCCCUGUAUGUUACAGUAUUAAUAUUUAAUGUAUGUAGCAACCCUCUGGGCUGUGUUUUAAUAAACAGUGUUACUCCUUUUCCAACAUUGUUCUGAGAUCUGCUUAACAGCUGUGUGUGCAGGACAACCUGGAUGGUGAAAUAAAUUGAGGAAAAGACAUGAAGUGCCAAAUUACUCAAACCAUUCCAAGCUUUGCCCACAGUGGCUCUCCAAACAAGCAGCAGUUCAUUUCAAGACGGUAAAUUGGUAAGGGAGCAAAUCUGAAAAGCCGUGACAUUAUGUUCUUGAUUUAAUAAAUCUUGUCUAAAGGAUCUGAGGAUUUUCCCAGCAAACAGUAAACGAACUGGUCAAACCAUUGUAAGGCUGGACAUUGUGACGUGGCUUCCUUCACAUAAACACAGUGCACAAUACAACAGGGAAAGAGUCUUUCUCACAUCUGUUCAAUAUGCCGGCCAGCAGCAGCAGUCAUAAAUCACCAGAAGUAUUUCAGUCAGCUGCUCUCCAGAGCAGUGAUUGACACUCCUUGACACAUUGACACUCUUUCCCAGUAAGCCACAGGUGAUUUACCGAAAGUUUUCCGGUCAGUCAGUCCUCGUUAAAUACUUCCCCAGUAAGUCAAGUUUCUCAACCAAAGUAUUCACUGCAUUUUGUUGAAGACAAAGAAACAAAUUGAAGUGUAAAUGUGAAACAGGCAGCUGGCGAUGCUUUGCUGUUAGAGCCAGCUGAAGCCACUAGAGGGCGACUUCCUGUCAAGGAGGGAGCACUGUCGAGAGAGAGGAAGGGGCGUUUUGAGAAGGUGCCAUAAGGGUACUGAAAGACCCCAUCUGCUCAGAGUCUGCACAACUGGCAGCUUGGCCUAACAUCGCUAAAAGUAUUCUAGGUUAUGUGGCUCAGACUUGUCUGUUUUUAGGGAAAAGAAAUGAAUUUAAGCAGCUAUCCAGGUCAAAAGAGUUACCCUGUGGCACAGUUAUGUAUUUGUGUCACCUUGUUCUCUUUUGUCUGUUGAUUGACUGAGAAAAAAGAGAGUAGGGUAGAUAGAAAGUGUGCUUAUUGGACCGAAAUGGCUUUUACAAUUACUUGUAUUAGGGGUUAUUCUCUACACAUUGUCACUGUCCUGAGAAAACCAUGUCUCUCCAAAAUGUCACCAGGGCUUUUUAAAGAAACACUAAAAGCAAACACAGGACAAGCCCAGGGUAAAGAUGCCGUGUCAGAUUAGGCACUGACAGUCUUAAAUAAGCGGGUCAAUGUGUAAUUUGACGCUUACGACAGUGCAUUUGCUAGAAAAUAAUAAUGAAGGCCUGUUUUUCUCAACCCAUAAAGAGCAUCUAAACGUUUAGGUUUACGAGUUUGUCAGUAUGUCCAUGUUGGUUUCUCUCUGGAAUGUUCGUUUGUUGUGUAAGUACAUUGACUCUUUAAGGAUUUUCAGCCAAAACAUACUGGUAAUAAAGUACUGACAGUUGCAAGGUGGCAAAAAAGAGCUGACAGCCAUUUAAUUAUCCCUCAUACCUGGCAGCUGAAGGAAUUAUAAGUGGAAGCACCUUACAAAGUGGUUGUAUCAGAAGUCUUUUGUGGGUCUUUUUUUAUCAGGGAUACCACAAUGUCCACCCUCAGCAUCUGUCUGUCUAUGUAAAACAAUGUCUGUGUUCAGAAGAUGGACUGUAGUGUUUCCAUACAUGUUUCUUAUAGUCACCCAUGUGGGAUGUGACGAUAAAACCAGUGAUAUUAUCAAUACAAACUCUGAUUCAUACAUGCAUUUGUGUAUUUGUGUGUUUUUCUAUGCCUUUUGCAAAAUGUACAUUUCUUUGAGUGCCAUACUGGUAUCCCCUGGCAAAGUUUUUCUUUUCAUAUUCUUUGAUGAAAACAUUUGCAUGUGAAAAGACCUAUUUUCCUACAAAAAAAAAUAAAUCAGAAAUGCAUAUUGAAUAAAGUGUCUGUAUCUUUUUUUUGGGCUGCAGAGCCAAGAGAAAACGUCUGGAAAUAAAAGGCUUCUCAUGUUAAAAAGUUGAGUAUUGUCCUGUUCUUGUUGUCAGUAUGAGAUAUGUGUUUGAUUUUGAUUGGUGGAGAGCAGCAGGUCUCUGCAGUCCUAUCAGGAGAAUUACGGUCACAUGGGCUGAUGUUGUGUCACUGGCAGGAACAACACAGGAGACCUAAGAAGUGCCACUUCAGCUCAUGUCAGCUGUGUCAUUUUGUUUGUCAUUUUGGCAGUUCAUUCGGUGACAGUUGAACUUCAGUUUUAUGAUGAGAGAACAUUUGAGUCUGUCAGGCUUUGAAUUAUAUUAACUCAUUACAAGGUAAAUUAGCUACUAGUUUUAAAAGCUGAAUUGUCCCUGAUAUAAUCACUUCCUCGAUCAAUCCAGAGUGAACUAAAAUGUCGAGUGGAAGGAUCUUCUGCUUGUGAUAAGAGAACAUCUGAGUCUUUGAGACUAUAAACAUCUCCAGACUUCCCCAGUGUAACAAAUUAACCAGGCCAAACUUAUUGAAUUAAACAAAAAUGACAAACAAUAAACAAACAUGUAUAUAACAUCAGGCUGCUAGCAACACUGACAUUCUCCUCUGAAGACAGUUACAUCACAGUGAGUUUGCUGUUAUAUUCACCUCUCUGAAUGUGAGUCUUGUGUACCUCAAAAUCCACCUCUGCUACAGGUUUAACUCCUGUGCUUGUUUAUUCUUAAGGCAUAAUGCAACCAGUUCAGUAAGCCUCUCUGUCUCACUAUUACCACUCCACUAAGCCUCUCUGUCCCACUAUAACCAGUCCACUACCCCUCUCUGUCCCACUGUAACCAGUCCACUAAGCCUCUCUGCCCCACUAUUACCAGUCCACUACCCCUCUCCGUCCCACUAUAACCAGUCCACUACCCUCUCUGUCCCACUGUAACCAGUCCACUAAGCCUCUCUGUCCCACUAUUACCAGUCCACUAAGCCUCUCCGUCCCACUAUUACCAGUCCACUAAGCCUCUCCGUCCCACUAUAACCAGUCCACUACCCCUCUCUGUCCCACUGUAACCAGUCCACUAAGCCUCUCUGUCCCACUAUUACCAGUCCACUAAGCCUCUCUGUCCCACUGUAACCAGUCCACUACCCCUCUCUGUCCCACUAUUACCAGUCCACUAAGUCUCUCCGUCCCACUAUAACCAGUCCACUACCCCUGUCUGUCCCACUGUAACCAGUCCACUAAGCCUCUCUGUCCCACUGCGCUAAUCAAAGUUUCCAGUCACUCUGAGCUUAAUGACCC